UUUCUCUCCCUACAAGAAGAAAGAAGAAAAAGAAAAGAAUUGAUCGAAUAUCAGAAAUGGGAAGAGCUCCAUGUUGUUCUAAAGAUGGGUUGAAGAAAGGCCCUUGGUCUACUAAAGAAGACUCAUUGCUCACCACUUACAUUCAACACCAUGGUGAAGGUCACUGGAGAUCUCUGCCCAAGAAUGCUGGGUUGCUUAGAUGUGGGAAGAGUUGCAGGCUGAGAUGGAUGAAUUACUUGAGGCCAGGGAUCAAGAGAGGAAACUUCACCCCUGAAGAAGAUGAUCUCAUAGUACGGCUCCACUCCCUUAUCGGGAACCGGUGGUCGCUCAUUGCCGGUCGGUUGCCCGGUCGGACCGAUAACGAGAUCAAGAAUUACUGGAACACUCACCUCCUCAAGAAGCUCAAGAGUGAAGGGUUCCAACCCAAACCGCGUAGAACUUCCAGAGCAAUCCCCAAGAACAAGAAGACAGCCAAACCGGAGAAAACCGGAAGAGAUGAGAAGAGAACAAAGCGCAAAUCCGGAAGUAAACCGGAUGCCGGAAACCGCCACCCAGAUCCACCGGAGAUGACGACUAAGGUUAAGGUAUAUGCACCGAAACCGGUCCGGGUCUCGACCGGGUUCGCAAGAAACUACAGCUUUGAUGAUCUGGCGGGGGCGAGCACGUCAUCCUCUUCAGGUCAUAAUAAUAAUAAUAAUAAUAAUAAUAAUAAUAAUAAUAAUAAUAAUAAUAAUAAUAAUAAUAAUAAUAAUAAUAACACAGUAGAUGGGACGUCGUUUGUUCCGUGGAACAUAUACGAUUAUGGAGACGAUUUGUUUAAGGAUUUAAUGGACGGCUGCGAUCUCUCGGCCAAUUAUUCACUAUCCGACCUGAAUGAUGCUAUGCUGGAGAAGGUAUAUGAUGAGUAUCUUGAGCUUCUCUCGGAGGAUUCUUAUCUUCAAACAUGUUUCCCUUCCUGAAUAUUAUUAUUGAAGAGAUUUUUAAUUUAUUUGUAAAUUCUGUUUCAGUUUAGGAAAAGGAAUU
Molecule: messenger RNA, 1023 nt
Organism: Ipomoea nil (Japanese morning glory)
Lineage: Eukaryota; Viridiplantae; Streptophyta; Magnoliopsida; Solanales; Convolvulaceae
Product: transcription factor MYB3-like
Exons: 2
Coding region: 57-959 (300 amino acids)
Source: RefSeq, a predicted model, not a curated record